AUGUCUGCACUCGUCUUACAAAACAGCGCCUUGUGGCCUAUCUUUGAAGAUUCCACACUUUUUAUUCUUAGCGCAUUUUUCUUGAUUUAUGUCAUCAAAAACCAAUUCUCCAAUAAUCUUCCUGCACGUGAUGGAAGUACUACUGCAGAAAUCAAAAAGACCUUUAUUGAAAUGACCAAUGAGCUUUCUGCAUAUGAUACUAAAAUUGCCAAUGAAAUUACCUCAUGU
Molecule: messenger RNA, 228 nt
Organism: Funneliformis geosporum
Lineage: Eukaryota; Fungi; Glomeromycota; Glomeromycetes; Glomerales; Glomeraceae
Source: the annotation of a GenBank genome assembly